AUGCCCUACUCUCAGGUCUUAACGCUCGCCGCCGUACAGCUCUCUGAGAAGGCCAUCACCGAUCGUCUCACACGUGUCCUUGUCUUCCUCAGCGCUGCGGCCGGUAUGCUGUACAAGGCGCUGUGGUACUUCCCGCUGCUGAUGCUCAUCGCUGGCUGUACGGCUGUGGUGUACGAUUUCCGCUGGCUCCACGGGCCUGUCGAGAGAAUUGUCGGCAUUAUCAAGGGUGAGGGUCCCCUGUGGCUGGCUGAAGACAAAUUUGACAACUUGGCCCCCGCUUCCAUCACGGUCAUGCCAUUGGUUUUCGUUGGCAAUGCAUACACCUAUCCAAGUCAACACUACAUGACCCCUACUGGAGUAGUUGACACCCACAACAUGGAAGACGAUCAGUCCCAGGGCCUAGCCGGUCUUGAACAGUAUGAAGACGGAUACCCGCUCGUAUGCAAUACCGGAACGUCACAUGAUCUUAUCAAGUCCAUCGAAGGCAGCCAGAUGGAAGACUUUACUCUCCAGGAUCAUGACGAAUGGGGAUAA
This is a messenger RNA of Clonostachys rhizophaga, 534 nucleotides long. NCBI's taxonomy places the organism in Eukaryota, Fungi, Ascomycota, Sordariomycetes, Hypocreales, Bionectriaceae. The record is from the annotation of a GenBank genome assembly.